GUAGAUCUGCGAGCUUCUGUUGCGCCCGUGUUGACACAGGUCGGACUCCAUUCUGGGGUGCAUUACUUCUGUAGUCGAUUCCCCUACUCGAAGCAGGCUUCCCACCUCGCCCCCCCCCCUCCCUCUCGGCGCGCCGCCAGCGAGGGCUCGCUCGCGGAGCUCCAGCGGGCGCUCUCCGGCGCCCUCGCGGAGGCCUCCGCGGGCCUCCGCCGCGCGCAGGAGAUCCUCGACGGCGGCGCCCUGGGCGAGGCGGCGCUCCGCGAGGGGCAGGGCAUCCGGCCGACGUCGCCGGGCGGCGGCAGCCCGCCGGAGCUGCCCGGGGAGGUGCUGCGCGCGGCCCCCCGUGCGCCAGCCGCGCCCAGCGGCAGCGCCCCCUUGCUGGGCCCUCCCGACGCCGCCGCCUCGGGCUCGCCGCGCGCGGGGGCGCCCCGCGGCAGCGCCUGCUCGCUGGAGGUGCCCUCGAGGAGCUCGGCGGCGGGGGCUCGAGCCGCAGCCCGGGCCGCCGGGCCGCCGGAGCCCCAGGGGCAGCCGCUGCCCGUGGAGCUGGCCUCUCGACGUCAGCAGCACGAGGAUAGCGUGUCCGUCGCGGAGUCGUCGCCGCGCGAAGCGUCACCGCGACGGAGGUUUGAGUAUUCCGCAGACAUCUUGUCGCACUGGAGUCGUAUCGUCGCUGCCCUCGAUGAGAUGCACAGUUCUGGAUUGUCCCAGAUACACAGCGCCUGGGUCGAAGCCAAAGAAUUCACCCUCUUCGUUGCCAACCCAGCGCAUGAUCAGCGGAGGGGCGCGUUUGCCGCCGACCCAGACGCUCCAGCAUUAGCACUGGGCGCCAAUUUCGCGUUCAAGAAGUCCAGCACGAGAGAUUCCAGGAAGAUCGGUACCCUGGCCGCGGAUUCCGAGCCAGAGGGCCUGGGACGUGCCUGGCAGGUCGUCCGCUUACUGUUCCUCAUCGUCCUGCCGCCCUUCACCAGGUUCCGGAUCCUCUGGGACCUGGUGGGCAUGGCGCUGUGCGUCCACGACGUGACGAUGUUCCCGGCGCUGGUGUUCGAGCUUUCGGAGGACUACCUCGCGUUCCGCCUCCACUUCGAUUGGUGCUCCGCCGUCUUCUGGACGCUCGACAUCCUGCUGAACUUCAGGACGGGGUACAUGGCCUCGGACGGCCUGCUCGAGAUGCGCAGGGACAGGGUCGCGCGGCACUACAUCCGCUCGUGGUUCGUCCCAGACCUCAUUGUCACGAUCUUCGACUGGGUCUUCCUGCUCAUCAGCACGGGCGGCACUGGGAUACUCCGCGUCGUGAAGGCUGUCUCGCGGGCACGGAGGGCAUUGCGGCUCCUGCGAAUGCCGAAGGUGAACGCCACGUUCAAUCAGAUCGUGGGCGCGAUGAAUUCGGAGAGCAUGAGCAUCGUAGCGGGCCUCGUCAAGUUUCUGCUGAUCUUAAUCUUAGUGACCCACUACGUGGCGUGCGUCUGGUACUGGCUGGCCGACACGGACCGCCGCCUAACCUGGAGAGACCGGUUCUUGGAUUCCGACGAUUCCGAGGUGUACGGCUAUUGGCACGGUGGCGGACCUCUAUGCACUGGGCCCUCACGCAGUUUACGCCUGCGUCCAUGGAGGUUGUGCCAGUGAACGUCCCGGAGCGUCUGUACACAUGCAUUGUCAUCAUAUUUGCUAUGGUGGUCUUCUCUUCGUUCGUGUCGAGCAUCACCCAGGCCAUGACCCUCCUCCGAUUGCACCAUGCUCGGAAGGUCGAGCAGGAGCAGCUCAUGCGAACGUACUUCAGCGAGUUCCGCAUCAAUCGGGGGCUCGCUGCUCGCUGCAAGUUCUUCAUGCUUCAGCACACGCGCUUGGCAAAAAAGCGCAUCAAGGAGUCGGAGAUCCCGUGCAUGCAGCUUCUGCCAAAGGCAAUCCGCGAGGAGUUGCGCCACGAGGCGCUCAUGCCCUUCCUCAAAACCCACCCGUUCUUCAAUUUCUACAUGGAACUCUGCCCUGUGGGCAUGCGUCACGUGUGUGCUCGCGCAACGGAUGAGGUGUCGAUGCUUCCGCUCGAGGAGAUGUUUUGGCACGGCCAAAGCGUGAACCGCAUGUUCUUUGUACGGAUCGGUAUGGUGUCUUAUUGCCACCGUGGACACAAAACACUACCCCUGGAGGUCACAGCGGGCAACUGGGCUUGCGAGGAGACGCUGUGGUCCAAGGCGUCCCUGGUAGAUGGGCCCUUCACGGCCGCUUAUGCUGGAUGCGAGCUCAUCACGGUGCUCCCGUCAGAGUUCCAGUCGAUUGCGAAGGCGCACCCUGGUCCUCUGAGGUUCUGCGCGAGCUACGCGGAGGUCUUCAUUAAGGAGUUCAACAGCGCGAGCAAGAACACGGAGUGCGAGGAUCUGCUCUUCAACAGCCCGCAGACGAUCAAGAAGAUCGUUCGAGAAGCCAGCGGUGACAAGGACGGGGACGGCUGGUCCAACGUCAAUCGGCGUUUCACUGGAACGCGGGGGCUGAAGUCCGCACUCUGGCUGGCGAACAAAAAGAACCGUGCCACCCUCGUCCGCUCCUACAGCACACCCAUUGAGACCAAGGUAGACCCAGUCCACAACGUAAACGUCAUACCAUCGAGAGAUCCCACAGCGCGAUCUCCACGGGUGACAUUCGACAAGGGCUUCUCGAGCAAGACGCAGACUAAGGAGUUCUUGAUCGAAACAAGCUCCAAGGACUUCUCGACGGCGGACACGAGUGGAUCGAACUCCCCCGGGAUACGUCGCACGAUACACAUCGGCUGAGGUCCAGUGAGCCGCUCUCCAGCGAAGUCGCGCCAGUGGCCAGACGUGCGAUGUGGGCCGAUGAAACAGGCGAGCGCAGAAAUUCGGCGCCUCGCCCUGCGACGGGCAUGCAUCACAGAGCUCGUGUCUCGCACCUGGACCUCUGCGGCGCUCGCGUACCCCUUGUGAGGCUGGGCCUCCCCGGCGGGGUGCCAAGUCUCCCCAGAAGACCGAGCCAAGGAAGAGGAUCCCCCCCCCUCCGAGGCUAAUUAGCGGCAGGGCCAGCUCAACCUUCGGCGUCUGAUUUUCUCUGGGAGUCCGUCGCGGCCGGAGGCCUCUAACCACAGGAUGCUGGUGUGUCGCGCCUGGCCCGUUGUCCGCCGAGCACCCGGACGAUCGGAACACGGGCACGGCCCGACAAACGCUUCCGAUACCUCUUGCUGCCGAGGCCGCUGCUGGGCGCACUGUGGGCACCGCCGCGGCGCGGUAUUGAGGCCGCGCCCAGCUCUGCCGUGCGCGCCCGGCUGUACUGCGCUGCGCUCUCGCUCCUCCCCGCCCCCUCCCCUUCGGGCUCGCCCCCCGUCCACCUCUUGCCCCCGCUCCCCUCGCUGAGGUCUGGGCCGAGGUGCGCCAGGCAAGAUGCGGCACGCCUCGGCCCGCGCCCGUUCGAAGGCCGGUGUGCAGAGGAGGGGUUCUCCCUGCCGACGCGGCCGGGGGAAGCGGCAAACGUCGCCACCCAGGCCGGCUGGCCGAGGGGUCCGUGGCAGCAGGGCCAGGACCACAGUUUAUACAUUGUCACCACGCAGAGGGCGCCUUGGAUGUGUAGUCGUUGGAGUGGGAGCACGCCCCCUAAGCGCCUUUACAUGUUUAGCCUCCUUUGCUCCUCUCUCUCAUCCCUGACUCUUGCCGCUUCGUACUGAUUUUCAUUGUUCCUCCCGCAGCGCGCAUGGCCGUUCAGUGUUGCUGUUUUCCUCCGUUUGGCUUUGAGCCGUGCUCAGGGAUUUUUUUCACCUCAGUAAGCACUCAGCGGCUACGGUCGCCCCUCCCCCUCCCCCUCCUCCUCCUCCUCCUUCUCCUCCUGCUCUUCCUCCUCCCCCU
This is a messenger RNA of Prorocentrum cordatum, 3842 nucleotides long. The record is from the annotation of a GenBank genome assembly. Lineage: Eukaryota; Dinophyceae; Prorocentrales; Prorocentraceae.